AUGGCGAUCAUUCGGACAGCAGCGAGGUUGGGAGCAGAGCUCUUUGACACAGCAGACAGCUACGGAGCAGAUGACAAGGACUUCGGGUAUGUGGAGAAGCUCCUGCACGAGGCGCUGAGAGGAGGAGCGGAGGGAAGGGGAGGAGAGGAGGAGCAGAGAGGAGGAAGGCAGGAGAGGGGAGGAGAGCGGAGGGAGGCUUGUGUGGCAACCAAAGGAGGGAUGCUGAGGGUGAGCAGGGAGGCGAAUGGCUGGAGGCCCUCGAGGUGCGACAGGGAGUACCUGCUGACUCGGAUGAGAAGUAGCUGGGAGAACUUGGGAGGAAGAGAUCCUGUGUUCCUGUGGCAGCUCCACCACCCCAACGAGAAAGAGUCGCCAAUAGAGGAGGCAAUGCAGGCAGCCAAGACGGCGCAGGAGCGGGGAUGGGUCCGGCAUGUCGGCCUGUGCAACGUGACGCUGGAUCAGUUGAAGAGAGCGAGGAGGGUGGUGGAGGUGGCAGCCGUGCAGUGUGAGCUCAACUACUGGACGAGGAAGGCGGAGAAGCAGGGGAUCCUGGACUACUGCAGGGACAACGGGAUAGCCUUCAUCGCCUUCGGAGCUCUAGGAGGAUUGAAGCACCUCGCAAGCUCCUUCCCCGCCCUCAAGUACAUGGCGGACCGCAAAGGCUUCUCCUGCGAGGCAACGGCGCUCGCGAGCAUGCGGCACCUGUGGCCGCACCUCAUCCACAUCCCAGGCGCGAGGACUGAGGAGCACGUGCAAGACAUAGCGAGAGGAAGGGAGGUGCGAUUCACAGCUGCCGAGCUUGACGAGCUGCGACGCAUGAAGCCGAGCAGAUGA
This is a messenger RNA of Guillardia theta CCMP2712, 834 nucleotides long. RefSeq lists its product as hypothetical. The transcript has 2 exons. Gene Ontology annotation, cellular component: cytoplasm. NCBI's taxonomy places the organism in Eukaryota, Cryptophyceae, Pyrenomonadales, Geminigeraceae. The coding region runs from base 1 to 834 and encodes 277 amino acids. The record is from RefSeq and is a predicted model, not a curated record.